This is a messenger RNA of Tigriopus californicus, 1389 nucleotides long. Its product is annotated as all trans-polyprenyl-diphosphate synthase PDSS1-like. The transcript is spliced from 5 exons. NCBI's taxonomy places the organism in Eukaryota, Metazoa, Arthropoda, Copepoda, Harpacticoida, Harpacticidae. The coding region runs from base 116 to 1255 and encodes 379 amino acids. Gene Ontology annotation, cellular component: transferase complex; mitochondrion. The record is from RefSeq and is a predicted model, not a curated record. Gene Ontology annotation, molecular function: prenyltransferase activity. Gene Ontology annotation, biological process: ubiquinone biosynthetic process; isoprenoid biosynthetic process.
UUGCCGAGCGAAUUUGAUCCGUGUUGUAGAUUGCAGUCACAUUGGAUUACAAGUUACACUACGCACUACAAAGGUCUGCACAGAUUGCUUUGUCAUCGCAAGGGCAUUGAAGACCAUGUAUUCGUAUUUUAAAACCUCGAUCCCAAGGCUCUUCCAACAGUCCGUCUUGUUGCGAUCGUCUAGUUCAUCCAAGGCUCUAAAUGCCCAUCCCAACCUUGGUAUUCAGGACCAUGCUUUACCGGCAAAAUCUUCUUCAGCCGUAAAUGAAGCAAUUCUAUCCAUUUUUCAAGACAUCAACCUGAACAUUCUGGCUUAUGGCCCUGCCGAGGCCGUCGAGGUUAACAAUGUGGCUAAACACUACUUCAAUAGCCAAGGCAAGAAUAUUCGUCCUAAUAUGACACUCCUGAUGGCCAAGGCCGUCAACUCUCACCUUGGAUUGGAUUUGGACUUCAAUGUUUACAGCCAACAGAUGAAGGUGGCAGAAGUGGCUGAGAUGUAUCAUACAGCCAGUCUAAUGCACGACGAUGUCCUUGAUCAUGCGGAAGUCCGCCGAGGACGGCCCUCCGUUAACAGUCUUUGGGGCGAACUCUCCUCUAUCCGUGGAGGAAACUUUGCCGUGGGUUUAGCAUCUUCAGAAGUGGCCAAGCUCAAGAACGACGAGGUUCUUUACUGCAUGUCCAAGAUUCUGGAAAGUUUGGUUAUCGGAGAGCUCCAACAAAUGUCGGCGUCUCACAAGGGGAACAACUCAGAUGCUCGAUUUCAGCGUUAUUUAGCCAAGACCUUUAACAAAACGGCCUCCCUCAUGGCUUACUCUUGCCAAUCUGCUGCGAUUUUAGCUGAAUGCAAGGCCGGACAAGACAGGCAACUAUCUACGAUGGCUUAUAACUACGGCAAGGAUAUGGGCAUAGCAUUUCAGUUAAUGGAUGAUUGGUUGGACUUCGUGGUGGAUGCGGAGCAACUUGGCAAACCGUCGUCAGCUGAUCUGAAAUUGGGAUUGGCCACUGCUCCAGUACUCUUUGCAUGCGAGGAGCAUCCAGAAGCCAUGGGACCUUUGAUUGAGAGAAAGUUCAGUGGCCCCAAUGAUGUUGAAAAGGCUUUGAAGAUUGUGAUGAAAUCUAAUGGCUUGAACAAGACCAAAGCGCUGGCCGAGAAUUUUUGCCAAAGCGCAAUCCUUUCGAUAAGCUCCAUGAGAUAUUCCCAAGCUAAAUCGGAUUUGGAAGAUAUGCUGAAAUUCGUUCUUUGUCGAAUGAGAUAAGAAGGUUUUAUUUUAGUUUUGCCACCUGUGUGAUUAUAUGUUUCUGAUGCUGUGAAAAAGAUCAAUGUAUUUGUCUCGAAUGUCGUUUUCUGCAUUAAUUUUGAAAAAAAGACCUGCGUACUUUGACAGAAAAA